UCCAAAUGACAGUGGAGAUAAUCGCAUCGCGUAUUCGUAAACACGAUUCGUACCACCUAACAGAUUGCGAUCAGAAGAUGCGUAUAUUAAACACGCUAAACAGGCUCAUCGGCUGUCGUCACUGAACUUUGGAGAAUUUUACGGGAAGUUGUGGCGAAUUUCCCCACGUUAUAGGCACGCGAUUCCAUAUCGGAAUUCACAGGCUUACGCUCUAUUCAGCCGCGGUGGGAGAACCUCGGCUCACAGUUUAUAUUCUCCGUCGAUCCUUUCACCGGUCAGUCAAUACCGAGUCGAGCGAUCGGCACGCAGAGCAUCUCGAGUCGCACCAACGAGUCGCGGUAGUAUUUUUUCAAAAGUGCAAUUUUAAUCGAUUGUCGUCCGAGAAGAAAAAGAAAAAAAACAUCCCGUCACUAUGAUCAAGUACGCCGCUCUUAUCUCCGUCCUCGUGUUGAUGGGUCAAGCUCAGAGGCCACCGUACGCCGGUAGCGCGAAUCGUUACCCUCAAGUGCUUCCUCGGUUCCAAGAGGAGCAGGCAGCUACCUCGACAACGGCGUCGCCGUCGCCGGGUUCGACCGGGGUGGGAAAUCGCGUUGGGGAGGAUUCCGCCUCUUCGACGUUCGCACCCUUCGUUGCGAACAAUCAACAACGACCCCUCGCCGGACCGGUGACUCCGAGACCAGACCUCCCGGUCAACGCUCUGGGCGACGCCGAUCUGGUCGAGAGGAUCAAGACCUGGCCCGAAGAGCUCAGACCCUUCUGGUACACCAACAGGGUGCAGAUCGACCAGCACCUCCACCCCCAAGGGCAGCAGAACGUCGUACGACCGCAAACUGGGCCGGGCUCUUUUUCGGGCUGAUCAUUUUCGCUGCGCGAAGCGUUUUAUUAUUUAAGUUCGAGAAGUGCUCCACCUGAUAAACUACCUCUAUGUUUUUUUUUGUUUUUUUUUUUCUCUCUUCGUCGUUGUAAAAUUGGAUUCACAUCGUCGACGAAUGAAAUCCGGUGAUUUGUAUUUUUUUUUUUAACGCUCGUUCGUAAUGCGAUGUAAAGUGAAAUUACAUUCGGCAAUUCCGUAAUUAUUGUUUGAUUGCCAGGUGCUGUUUGAGCCAUGUUUUCUAUUUUCAACGACAAGUUGUGGACGUGGCAAUGUUCGUCGUCGUAAGGUAUUCGACGUAUAUUUUUUUUUUCUUUAAAUUAACAUGUAUCGUUUUCUUGUUAUUUUACAUGUACAUACAUAUUAUCGAGACUGAAUUCGUUCAAGUAUUUCUUCGUAAUGUUAACCCACGCAUAUCGUUAGACCCGGUGCGUCGUCAUUGGCAAUAUAAAAUUUGACCGAAAAA
Athalia rosae (coleseed sawfly) is the source of this 1337-nucleotide messenger RNA. RefSeq lists its product as uncharacterized. The transcript is spliced from 2 exons. Lineage: Eukaryota; Metazoa; Arthropoda; Insecta; Hymenoptera; Athaliidae. The record is from RefSeq and is a predicted model, not a curated record. Bases 413 to 856 code for a protein of 147 amino acids.